UUCGAAGGUGAAACAGUUAAAAUUAAUAAUUGCAAAAUCCCACCGUGUACAAUGUGAGCGAACUAGUGGUAUUUGGUAUUUUGAGCAUGAAAAGAGUAAUGGAGAGGACUAUGUACACAGUUUUUUGCGAGAUCAAAUUAAGAAUGAGAAGAUUCGCAUGAGGAUCAAGAUAACAGGCAUACGUUGGGAGAUUGAAGUGGCAGUGAGCAGGGUACAUUUCUCGUAGAACAGAAGGCAGCUGUGGUUCUCGAGGGGUGCACGCGUACUAAGAUGUAGCGCGGCGUACGGUCUAGAUUUCUCCAAUUUCCCAACUUUGGAAGAGUUCCUCAAGGAGCCCAUGGUAAACGAUGAUAGAAUCGUGGGGGGACAGGAGGCCUUCAUCGAUGAUUACCCCCACCAAGUAUCGUUUGUGGUGAACAAUACGUAUUUUUGCGGCGGCUCGAUCAUCAGCGAGAACUGGAUAUUGACUGCAGCCCAUUGCUCUCAGAACGUCGACCCCUCGACAGUGGUCUUAAGAGGUGGAAGUUCAUGGCGGAAGAAUGGUACUAUCAUUCCCAUUGAAAAAGUGAUAGCGCAUCCAGAGUAUGACAACCCUGCGUUCGACAAGGAUGUCGCUGUUAUGAAGACCAAAGAACCUAUACAAUUUAGUGACACAAUGCAGCCUAUAGGGCUACCUUCAAUAGAUAGAGCAAUGAGAGGUGGAACGGAGGUGUCGGUCAGCGGGUGGGGACGUACUGAGCAAGGAGCCGCUUCGAUUCCCGAAAGACUGAUGGACGUGCGUAUACCAGUCGUGUCGUAUCCGGAGUGUUUCCUGUCGUACUUUUCAGUCCUCACGAGGAACAUGUGGUGCGGCGGGAACUUCUUCUUGGGUGGUCAGGGAACUUGCCAGGGCGAUUCUGGAGGAUCAGCGAUUCAAGACGGUAUGGCAGUUGGCAUCGUGUCUUUUGGACGUGGUUGUGGCCAGUCUUUCGCUCCAAGUGUGUUCGCCAAUAUUGCCGCACCUCCCAUCAGGAACUUCAUCAAAGAACACACAGAUCUUUAAUAGUGGUUAAAUUUAUGAAA
Molecule: messenger RNA, 1062 nt
Organism: Bombyx mandarina (wild silkworm)
Lineage: Eukaryota; Metazoa; Arthropoda; Insecta; Lepidoptera; Bombycidae
Product: trypsin-1
Biological process (GO): proteolysis
Molecular function (GO): serine-type endopeptidase activity
Source: RefSeq, a predicted model, not a curated record